Messenger RNA from Maniola jurtina (meadow brown), 3387 nucleotides. It is a transcript of the gene Pp2A-29B, whose product is annotated as serine/threonine-protein phosphatase PP2A 65 kDa regulatory subunit. The record is from RefSeq and is a predicted model, not a curated record. The transcript has 6 exons. Gene Ontology annotation, molecular function: protein phosphatase regulator activity; protein binding. The coding region runs from base 168 to 1940 and encodes 590 amino acids. Gene Ontology annotation, biological process: protein dephosphorylation. Gene Ontology annotation, cellular component: protein phosphatase type 2A complex; cytoplasm. Lineage: Eukaryota; Metazoa; Arthropoda; Insecta; Lepidoptera; Nymphalidae.
CAACUAAACCAUAGACAAUAGACAAAUUGUGAAGAACUAUCAAAAAGUGGCUUCCAUUUUGCUGUUAAAUGCGUUAAAUGCGCAAGAAUUUACAAAAAUUAGACAAAAUUGUGGUAUAAAACGUGAUUAUUUGGUAAAUUCGUGAGAAACGCAGUAAAUAGUUAAGGAUGGCAGCCAGCGACUCCGGGACGGAUGAGUCACUGUACCCCAUUGCGGUGCUCAUCGACGAGCUCAAGAAUGAGGAUGUUCAGCUGAGAUUGAUAUCUAUCAAGAAGCUAUCGACUAUUGCGCUGGCUCUAGGCGUCGAGAGGACUCGCUCUGAGCUCAUUCCCUUCUUGACGGAAACGAUUUACGAUGAAGAUGAAGUAUUGCUUGCACUUGCUGAGCAACUUGGUAACUUCAUUAACCUGGUUGGUGGUGGGGAGUAUGCACACUGUCUGCUCCCACCUCUGGAAUCAUUGGCCACAGUUGAAGAAACUGUGGUGAGGGACAAAGCCGUAGCAUCCCUCAGGGCGGUAGCUGCACAUCAUUCUCCGCAAGCUUUAGAACAGCAUUUUGUGCCAUUAGUGCAGCGUCUUGCUGGAGGCGACUGGUUUACAUCUAGGGCAUCUGCAUGUGGAUUAUUCAGCGUGUGCUACCCGCGCGUGUCCGCCCCGGUGAAGGCAGAGCUGCGGGAACACUUCCGCUCGCUGUGCCAGGAUGACACGCCCAUGGUGCGGCGCGCGGCCGCCUUCAAGCUGGGCGAGUUCGCGCGCGUCGUCGAGGUGGAGUACGUCAAGAGCGACCUCAUACCCAUGUUCGUUAACUUGGCACAGGAUGAGCAAGACUCAGUCCGUCUUCUAGCGGCGGAGGCAUGUGCCGCAGUGGCCGCGCUGCUGCCCCCUGAGGAUAUGGAGCAACUUGUGAUGCCCACAGUACGCGCCCGAGCUGGAGACACCUCGUGGCGAGUGCGAUACAUGGUCGCUGACAAAUUUGUUGAGCUUCAGCAAGCUGUGGGCCCAGAGCUGGCUCGUUCUGAUCUUGCACAGAUCUUCCAAGCACUUCUAAAGGACACUGAGGCGGAGGUACGAGCUGCUGCAGCUGGGAAGGUGAAAGACUUCUGCAUGAACUUGGAUAAAGCACACCAAGAGCAUAUAAUCAUGAACAUGAUUCUACCCCAAAUCAAGGAUCUAGUGUGCGAUCCCAACCAACACGUGAAAUCUGCCCUCGCAUCCGUUAUCAUGGGACUCAGCCCCAUCGUGGGACGACAGAACACAAUCGAACACCUACUGCCAUUAUUCCUGACACAACUCAAAGACGAAUGCCCUGAAGUCCGCCUAAACAUAAUCUCCAACCUUGAAUGUGUGAACGAAGUUAUCGGAAUCCAACAAUUAGUACAAUCCCUCCUCCCAGCCAUCGUGGAGUUAGCUGAAGACACAAAAUGGCGAGUACGCCUUGCCAUAAUCGAACACAUGCCUUUACUAGCCGGACAAUUGGGACAAGAGUUCUUCGACGAGAAACUCACAGGACUAUGCAUGUCCUGGUUAAUCGACCAUGUGUAUGCUAUCCGUGAAGCGGCUACGUUGAAUCUGAAGAAGCUUGUCGAACAGUACGGAGCACCCUGGGCAGAAACGAAUGUCAUACCCAAAGUAUUAGCCAUGUCCCGUGAACAAAAUUACCUACACCGAAUGACAUACUUGUUCUGCAUUAAUGUGCUAUCCGAAGUUUGUGGAAAGGACAUCACUACUCGGGUACUUCUGCCAACCGUCUUGUCUAUGGCCGACGAUAAUGUUGCCAACGUACGAUUCAAUGUUGCCAAAACUUUACAAAAAAUGGCACCGUACCUCGAUCCAGCUGUUAUCCAGCCACAAGUUAAACCCGUUUUGGAAAAACUAAACGUAGAUCCGGAUGUGGACGUAAAGUAUUUCGCUUCGGAAGCCAUCGCUGGGAUCGCCGGUUAAUAAAUUAAAAUUAAUUAUUAUUGUUAAUUUUAAUUAUUGUGAGUGGUCAAACAGAAAGGGGCCUGGAGUCAAAAUAAUUUGAUUUUUAGUAAAUUGAAACUCAAAAAGUAAAUAUACCCAUAUCUAUUUAUUGGUAUCUAAAAAUAUACCCUUGAUAAAGUAUAUAUACCCAUAAGUGGCUCACAAACUCAUGUUAGCGUCAGUACUGGACAGAUGUUGAGAACCAUUUCUCCUCAAGGUCCAAGGCAAAGGGUUCCUACACCUGGGGUUGCGAAACCAAAUCAAAGUCUUAUUGCCGUAAGAUCUUUGGCACCGAACAGACAACUAUUUGGACAAAAUGUCAGUAGCCCUCAGAAAAUAUAUGAUACUGUGGUUUUAUUUGAAGGCAGUGAUUGGAAAGAAGUGAAGUUGCUUGCUGAAGAAGGACUUAAACAAAUCACGACAUGGUUAGAGGACAACCUACUUACAAUCAACACAGUGAAAAAAAAGUAUGUGUGUACAUCAAUUCAGAAUAACCCAGACAAAGACUUUAAACUUCCUAUUAACACUUAUCCUUGUAAUCGGAAAAGUGGGCUAGACGCUUUUGUAGCUGUGACAUUUUAACCAAAGAGACAACUGUUAAAUAUCUUGGAAUUACAUUAGAUGUACAUCUUAGCUGGUCAACUCAUAUUCAUAACACCUCUAAUAAAAUCAAGAAACUUAUCCCAUUAUUUAUGAAUCUAAGAGAUGUUGCCCCUAUCGAAACAACUAUGAUGGUCAUAAACUCCGUUUGGCGGUAGGUCUGGACAGACAAUUAUGUUGAGAACCAUUUCUCCUCAAGGUCCAAGGCAAGGGUUCCUACACCUGGGGUUGCGAAACCAAAUCAAGGUCCUAGUGCCGUAAGAAUGCAGCGAGCCCCAAGUCGACAUCCGACACCUUUGCCAGAAUUUGUAAAGCAAUAUCAACCACAGAAUUGGAAAGCCUUGCCUUCGGUUCCCGAGCUCAAAUUGUCAAAAGUAGAAAAUAGAAUUGUAAUAUCAUGGAAGAUAGAUGGAUACCAGGAAGAUACCUAUGAAGAAAUUGCAAGUUAUCAAUUGUACACUUUCCAGGAGACUACGUCGUCUCUGAGAAAAAUCUCUCUCUAUGGAAAAAUGUCAAAGCUUUGGCACUGUCUAUGGUUGCACUUUUCUUAUGGUAUGCACGUUGACACAGUUUAUGGCCGUAUAUAAAUACUACACCGAAAACCCGUUUCCAAAUCACUCCAACCGUUUUCGUUUGACCACUCACAAUUGCUGUAUCUUGUAUUGUCUAGUUUGUAUUUAUAUCGGAAAUUCAGAGAUUUUAAGUCCUACACAUACGAGCGGUAAAUUUUCAUUCCAGUGUAAAUCAAUAGUGAAUCAUUUCAAGCGGCAUGCAUUUAAAUCGCACUAUGACAUUGUAAACGAGUUUAAUAAACGUAAUAUAAAAG